UGUAUCACCAUUACCACCAGAUCACUCCCUGCCACCAGAGCCUUUUCCUCCACUGGAAUCGGAAUUUGCAGUGAACAUUUCCUCCCCGCAACACCUUGCCUUUCCAUCUUUCCCACCACAUGUACUCCAAAUGCGGAUCCUAUUGUCCAAUCAGAAGACCCUCUGACUCUGAAUACUAUCUUUCUUGAUUCCUCCAUUACCCAAGAUAUCAACCCCUUAUCUCAAACCCUGCCUGAAUCCCAGCCCCUACCACUCACCCAGAUCCAACCCCAGGUUCAUAUUCAAUACCCACUCCCAGUUCUACCAUUCAGUCCCAUACCCCAGAUUAGGGUCUGUGGAGUGUAUUUUCAGAAUGAAUCAGACCGUCUCACCUCAUCUGAAAUUCAACAGCUGGAAUGGAAUGUGUUGCAGAAGCAACAUGAAAGUUUGUGGGGUUUACCUACUGUGGUGCAAAGAUCUCAGGAAGAAUUUUGUUCCUCAGCUCCCAACUCUCCUUACUGCCCGCCCUCUAAGGCCCAUCUACAUAAUGAGUCUGUCAAGAGCAAAUUCAAUGGUGUCUGGACAGAGUGUAAAAGCUUUCUUUCCUUGAGUCCAGGGCUGGAAGUCCACAUUACCAAGUUUCAUUUGAGGAGGAUGUGGGGCCUUCCCACCAAAGUCCUUGAACCUAGGGAGAACAUUAAAUUGAAGUAUACUUCCUCUCAUUCCUUGCUUGAUUCCAAAUCUUCCUCCUCAAUCAAUCUGACCUGAGGUAGAUUCCAAAUCUAGGGGCUUCACAUCCCUUCAAGGAAGCUCUAAAACCCUGAAUCAUCCUCACCUUGCCACCUCACUUGUGGGCAAGGAAGGACAGGGGACCCUGAGAUGAUCACCCUCAUCGCCCUUGGGCUGGCAGAGAAGGUUCAGAGAAUUCAGGAUGCCGGACAGACUCUUUUGCCAGUCACAAACAGUAUCAUUGGUAAAGUAAGUCAGAGACAUUCUCUAAGAGGCAAUAUUCGCGCCCCCAAAGCUGCCCACAAGGGAAAACAGGGCUGGACAUAAUCCCUAAAAGAUCAGAGAAUGAAUUUCAGUCAGGGCAAAGAAAUGAAGAAAUCAGAACCAGUCUCCAUGUCCAACGUGUUCAGGUCUGAGAGGCUCAAUGAUCUUCAAUCCAAAAUGAGUGACAUCUCGACAACCAGCAAGCCGGGAACCUCCCAAAGGAUACAUGUGAGUGAGAGUAAAGGAGUAACUACUCUGACAACUGAAAGCCUCCCAGCGAAAACAUCAGUCCUCCAAGAUCCUAAAUCAGAAGACCCUCAGAAGCAACUGAUUUCUGAGUUAAAGUGGAAGUUGGAGAAGAGGAAAAAGAGCCAGGCCCAAGGCCAACGCACUCACGUGUCCCAUGCCUCAGACAGCUUGACUAACAAAGCCUCCCUGACUCAUGCUCAGGGUGUCUCCAGUGUGGACGGGGCAGCUCACCAGGUGCUGCAUGUCCAUUUGGGGAACAGAGGAGUCAGUAUGAAGCAGCGGCAGGAGCCUCGGGUCCCUAAGAAUAUCUCAAGGUUGUGACAAGAAUUUCCCAGCCGCUGCAAAGAAAGCGAAGCCCACAGGCUCCACAUCAGAAGAGCUUGGUGGAGGGAAUGCAGGCUUGGGAACAUCCCAACCUGGAAGGAAGAGAUUUCCAACUCAGGACCUGCCAUUAAAGGAGAGGCUCGGGAGCAAGUCUCCCCAGACCCCAUCACAGAAGGCACAGUCUCCUCCUGAAAGCCUGUUCAGAAAUAAAAUAACCCCCUUUGUUUUUUUCAAUGGCUUUAUCUUGGGAUAAAAUGCAAACAGCAAGAAAACUCCCAGGAAAAGGGCAGCCCCAUAUCUAUCACACAGAGCAGACGCCCAGUUAAAAGUAGAGCAGACACUGGGAAUUUUCUAGAGAAACUGGGGCAUCAGCAUGUAGUAGAUAUCACCUGCCCUCAAGAUGCCCCAAAGCUCAGCAGUGUGGGACCAGGCCUUUUAAUUCCAGGGCUCUCUCCUGUAAAGUGACAAAUACCAAGUCCUGUGGCCAAGAAGCUGUCUGCAGAGAAAGUUCUGGCAUUAAAGGACCAGCUAUUAUGUCAGAAGCACCCCUAAUCUGUGCCCUGCAGGGGCCAUCCUAGCCCAACCUGCAAACCUCCAGCUGCCUAGGGAUCUCCUGCUGCUCUUACCAUUGCUGAAGGCACUGUGUUCAGAGAUCCGUCUCUAAUAUGUAGAUAGAAAACCAUUCUGCAGAAUUUCCAUGGGAAAAAAUUUCCCACCACAAAAUAAUUCCUUCCUUGUGAAGAAUAUUGAUUUUUCCCUAA
Molecule: messenger RNA, 2306 nt
Organism: Eptesicus fuscus (big brown bat)
Lineage: Eukaryota; Metazoa; Chordata; Mammalia; Chiroptera; Vespertilionidae
Product: spermatogenesis-associated protein 31D3-like
Exons: 3
Source: RefSeq, a predicted model, not a curated record